Vitrella brassicaformis is the source of this 2602-nucleotide messenger RNA. The record is from the annotation of a GenBank genome assembly. NCBI's taxonomy places the organism in Eukaryota, Vitrellaceae.
UACUAUACAUGCAACAUACUCCUAGCGCUCUCGAUGGACAGACAGCACCCCGCAGGUCAACCCAUCCUCCAUCCAUCCAUCAAUGCUAACGAAGACGUCUGUCUGCCUCUCUGUCUGUCUGUCUGUCUGUCUGUUGGUUGCGUACUGGGGAGGGAAAAAUGCGUCAGGCAUUGAUUGAUUCAUUCAUUCAUCCAAUUGAUGCAUCAGCCACACCCAAGAGAGACGGACAGACAGGUCAGUGUCGGCUAAUCUACGCGAAGGCCGCAACCAACACCUGACAACAGACAACGAAAGAAGGAACAUGUCGGGGGGAGGGAGGGAGAGAGUUCAAUCGCCUUCCUUUCUUCUCGUGAGGGAUCGGAUCUGACCUGUGGGUUCGUUCGUGUGGUGGGUGUCAGUCAGUCAGUGCUGCUGCAGGUUCUCCUGUGCGUAUUGUGCCAGCUUGGAGAAGUACUUGUUGAGGUACUCGAGCAGCCCCCUCGUCGGCUCCUUCGGGUGGGGCUUGUUCACAAACGGCACUUCGCUAGCAACUACACACACACACACACAAGACACACACAUAUGCCUUCCCUCCCUCCCUCACUGCCGACCCACUGAAGCUCACACACAUCGCAGGUGUGUGGCGUACGUCUCUGCAUGUGUGUGGUGCAAAUCUUGCGGAUUUCCUUCUCGUCCAUGUCGUCCACCGACUCCCCGCCCGCCCAUCCCCACGCAGACAACACCUCACGCAACACAUCCUCACUGGUGUGGCGCAACACCGCCGACAACGACAUCGCAGUCGCUUCUAACAGACACAGACAGACAGCCACACACGCACGAAUGCGGCAGUUGCUGUGCGUGUGUGUAUGUGUAUGUGUGUAAGGGUUGGUCGGCCAUCGUCCUCCCUCACUAGGUCGUGUUCUGAAUGUGGCACUGAUGGCAUCCACGGUGGAGAGCUUGCCCCCCUCCAUGAGCUGCCUCUCCGCCUCCCCCUGGGCCCACUGCUGGGCGGCACGCAGCCUCUCGUCCUCCCCCUCAUCCAUACCGUACUCAUCCAGAGCAGCAGCCUCCUGCAUACACACACACAGAAAGGUGCGGUGCGGUGGCACGGUGGUGGGUCGAGUCAUUCGCCCACCCCGCCACACACCCGUCCUGCCCACCUGUGCUUUGAGCUUGGCCUGUUUUUUCUUCUUGGGCGCCUCGGGCUCCUUGUCAGCAGGAGGAACGCGACGCUUCUGCGGCAGGGGGCCGGAGGCAGCCGCAGCAGCUGCAGCAGCCGCCGCCUGACCCCUCCCGCGCCCGCGGACCUCACCGCCCUCCUCUUCCUCCUCGGCAAUAUGCUCUGCAGGACAGACCCACCAGGAAGUGGCACCCAUUUACCGGAUCGGCUGUGUGUGUGGUGUGUGUGUGGUGUGUUACCUACCUUCAUCCUCUACGUACUCUUGCUCCUCCUCUUCCUCCUCCUGUUUGGCUUUGGCCUUGGCCUUGCGCGGCCUGCCCUUGGGCUUGGCCUUGCCCUUGACCCUGGCGGCGGCCGCUUUGCCGCCCCGCGGCUUCGGCUUGGCCUUGGCGGGGGCAGCUGACCCAUGCAUGCAUCCAUCCGAUCACACAUAGACAGACAGGGUGCAGUCUAUGUGGAUAUUUGUUUGCCGUUCAUGACGCGUGGCGUGGAUGUGUGGCUGUGUGGCUGCUCUGCGUGUGUACGUUUCUCUUCCUCCUCUUCUUGGGCCUCUUCCCCCUCCUCAUGCUGGUGCUGCAUGUGGUCCUCUAGGUCCUCGUCGUCAUGCUGCUCCAUGCCCUCCUCGUCCUCUACCUCACCUGCACACACACGCACAGGUACAGGUACACACGCAGGCUCGUUGGCGAGUCGGUGUGGGUGGCCGCCAGGACCUUGCUCCUCCUCCUCCUCUUCCUCGUCAUUCUCGUCCUCAUACAUGAUGGGACCUGGACGGACGAUAGAUACAUAACACAGCAGCAAACAGACACACUCGGUGUCUCUCAAUGACCCAGUCCAUCCAUCCAUCCAUUCAUUGGUCCUUGUGCGUGGAGGCCUCCCUCCCUCGAUGGAUCCAUCGACUGACUCACUCACCCAUGAUGACUUUCCUCUGCGAUCCGCCGCUGGUGAAUGCGUACUCCCUGGACGGCGGCUUGUUCCUGACUGCCUUCUCUAUCCUGCUCCGGAACCCAGGCAGACACAACACAACCUGACCACAUCACACACACACCAUGGACAGAGUGAUGCCAUAUGCUGAUGGCAUGCAGGAUGGCCAGAACUCGCCGCGUAGUGCGUUCGUUCCACGUACCGCAUCUACAGCCGCCUUCCUGCUCCUGAAGUGCUGCACCCUCGCCGUCUUCUCCUCCGCUUCCUGUGCCACACACACACACACACACACACACACACAGCCACCGGCAGCAACUUGAAGCGGUAAUGCGCACGGGAGCUGCUGCGGCGGUGUAGUUUCCCUCCCUCCCCACUGACCUCGUCGUCUGCGACUUCGCCGGCGAGGCCCUCGCAGAUGACAUAGUAGCCGUGAACGGGGCGGUCGUCACCCCCACGGGGCAUGGCUCUACUCAAUCACUUCUACGGCGUGGCUGGCUUGAGCAUCCACCCCUCGAACCCUCC